CCUCUAUCAAAUGAGAAUGGACUUCUCGAAUAUUGUAUUUUACCAUUUCCUUUUCUUUUUCAUGUCAGCGUAUGCAGAUCCUUGUACUAGCCAUUUUACGAUACAAGACCAAGAGAAGCGCUCAGCUGUAUAUCAAUACGAAUUUGGCGUCGAUACUCCAAUCAAUGAUGUUAUGCUGACAGAUGGCUGGUAUAGAAUUAUUAGCAGCAAAGGAGAUGACAUGCCUACAGACCCACCGGAUGUAAUGAAAUGCGGAACAUGGUAUCCAAUCUGGUUGAACGAUACCUUGCCAGUGGUUAAUGAUGGUAUAGUGAGUAAAAAAGUAUGUGUGCGACAUAUCAACACCGAAUGUUCAAACAGCUGGAACAUUCAAAUAAAAAACUGCGACAAUUACUAUGUGUACAACCUAGUUAGCAGCGACAUAGAAAAUUCUGCGUAUUGUAUUGGAUCUAUACCUGUUCCAUGCCCAUAUGGAUAUUCUUCAGAAACAGGAUUUUAUCCGAAUUGUACCAUGGAUUUCCCAGACAAAAGCAUAACGACAGCAGAAGUUAUUGUAGAUUUAGUUCCUGGUCCUGUUAUUUUACCAUGGUUUGGAUACAGUUUAGUAACAGAGUUUAUGUGUAAAUUUGACGAAGUAUUUGGAGACGACGGGGGUGAAUUUGUGUAUGAUGUAUAUUGGUUUAUCAAUGAACAAAGUGUAAUUUCACAUAAUGGCAUAGCUUUCAGCAACAUUACAAUUACAAAUCUUACAGAGAGUGAUUGGAUCGGGAAACAUAGACUCAACAUGGUCGUAAGAUGCUCUGUACGAUUGAGAUAUAAUGUGGGAUUGACACCAGGACAUGAAGUGACUAGUCCAAGUUAUUCUGCGGGAAUAUAUCCUGAAAAAUAUGAGUACCAAGUGAAAGAGAAUGAGGAGAUAGAAGUCAGACUAAAUAGUACAAUGCCUGUAGGGUGUAUUGGUCAUACUGAUAAAGACAAAAAAGGAUGUGCAUACAAACUAAGAUUAGCUCAACCUAAUUACCAACAAUCUUGUGAUCAGAACAAUUGUGAUAUUUGUGAUGGAAAUGUACAACAAGGUGAUUUGUCAUUUAAAAGGGCCAAAUGCUCCUACAACAUCACAUCUUCAACGUGGGACCAACCCCUUACCUUAAAAGUUACUGGAUAUGUCAAUGGACAGUACGAUAACGCUGACAGAACUGUAUAUCUAAAAGUUUUAUCACAGCCCACAAAUUAUUAUGCAGGUGCUGGUCUAUUUGCUAUGGAUGAUAUACAGAUACCAGAGAUUAAGAUUCGAGUGACUGAUGAUGAACAUCAAAUGGCUGGAAGAAUGUGUCGGUCGUGGAACGACCCUCACUUCUUUACAUCAGAUGGAUACCGAUGGGAUUAUUACAAACCAGGGGAAUAUGUUCUUUACAAACAUAAAACAAAACCAUAUCAGGUGAACGCUUUGUUUGGAGUUUGCAAUGGUAUUGCCAGUUGUAACUGUGGCAUAGCAAUAAGGAGUGGUAACUCCAUGUUUGUUCUGAGAACUUGUGAUGUUAUAACACAAUAUGAAACACGCACACAUAUCCUCCUAUACAGCAUUAGUGUGACCUUACCAAUAGGGACUGAAAUAAAAUUUUCAACUUCAUCGGGAUGGGGACAUAACAAGUUCAUAGGUUAUAUACAUGUUAAACCAUCGAUAUUAGAUGUUGAAAGUUCAGAAGGACUAUGUGGAUAUGUUAGUGGUGGUUCCGUGAAUACAAAUGAUGAUUUCGCAUUGAGAGAUGGUACCACAAUAUCAACUACAAUGGAUAAUUGGGAAACUUUUGCAGAAAACUGGAGGGUACACGAUGAUGAAAGAUUUUUUGUAGACUAUCCUUUAGCCCUCAAUCAAGAUAUCAAUUUUCAACAAUAUUGUAUUUGUGAAACGGAGGAAACGUCAGGAACGCCAUUAGAUGAUUUUAGGUACAAGUGUGGUUUGGAAGGUCCUCUAAAAAACUGUUUAUCACAAUCAGCAAAUGCUGCAAACUUUCAUACAACAUGUUCAUCAUCCAGGGAAAGAAGGGCGGUUGGUUUACAUCAUAUAAUAACAAAAAGCUUAACAGACAGUGAUGACAUAAUUGACAACAGAGAAAUUUACAUAGCUCCUGAUAGUGAGCUUUCUGCUGUUAACACAACACAUAUAGAUGAAUGGCCUGAGGGUUGGACAGAAGCAAAAGCACAAGAAGUAUGUGAGUCUAACAUCAUACAGGCAGUCUCCGAAGACAUCUUGGAAGCAUCGCAUACAAGUACAGAUGGCUAUAUCGAAACAUGCAAGUUUGAUAUUAAGUUGGCUGGUGACACACGGUUCUUAGAGGCUACUAUCAGUUCUUUGCAGGAGGUUGCAAUAUCUGAAAUCUCAAGAAAUCGUUCUUUAUUCUUAAAAGAAAAUGAGACUGAAACUACAAAUACAAAGAAGUCAUUAGGAGAGACACUACUGAACCGUCUGUGCAGAAAUAACUGCAGUAACAAUGGAGUAUGCCAAGCUGGCGUCUGCAGCUGCAAUAUGGGUUUCGGAAAACAAGACUGUUCCGAACCUAUAUCAUUUCCACCAAGAAACAUAACUAUUCCGAUGAAUGGUAUCUGCGAUCCAAGAGAAAGAUUGUGUGCUAAAACAAAUAUACAAGGCGUUUUCUAUUCUAGAAAUAUUACAUGCCGUUUACGGCAUUAUGAGAUAUUACAGACCGGAAAUUGGAGAUACACAUCUGAUUAUCAGGCAUAUGAGGGGCAAUAUAGAAAUUCCUUGUUGGUUUCUUGCGAAUUACCAUCAGCCCGAAGGAAAAAACGCUCAAACUCAGAGUCAAUUAUAGCUGAUGGAUAUGAAAUAAGUCUCUCUAAUGACGGAACUAAUUUUGGCGAAAACGUCAAAAUACUGAUUUACGACCAAGAGUGUUUUUCUUGUUAUUUGGAAAACAAUACAUGCAUUGAAUUGGAUGAAUGUUCCGUAGGAACUACAACUGAAACUACAACAGAGCCUCCCACUAGAGUGAGUCAAACCUCAAUGACAUCUACAACCAAACCCAUUACAGUUAAUUCUGCAACAUCGUCUAUGUUGGUAGAAUCAGAAACCACAAAAUCAAGUUCAACUCUCCCAAUGGCUUCAACCGAAUCAACAACUGAAACCAUUACAACCAGUCCUAAAACGCCAACAGUAUCAUCUGAGUCCACUACGAAAGCCAACAAUGUCACAACUUCGAAAAAUGAAAACACCGAAACAUCAAUUGUUACUGUCAUUUUAGCAGGAGUUAUAGGAGUUUUAUUUAUAAUAAUCCUAGUUCUUAGUGGAAUUUUAUACUCUAAAAUGAGUAUAAAGAAAAAUGGGCAUAUUGAAGACAAUUUGGUCCAUCAGUUUCAAAAUCCUGCUGAAAAUACAGGCACAAAGUCUCAAUACACAGACAAAUAUUACAGAGGGAAUAGUAAUUCUUCUUUAGGAAAUGUAUCGCUAAUAAAUCUUGAAAACGACAACAUAUCAAAACCGAGAACACCUGCGGAACUUUUUUUCGUUUGAAAUGAUAACAAAUAGAUAUUUUACUUCUUAAAUUUUAUUUACAGCAUUAUUGAUAUUUUAUAUGACAACGUCUGCAUUUGGGAAGAUAGUCUUUCAGAAUUUGAAACCAUAAUAUGUGCUCAAUUGAUUCAUGAUUGUUAAAGUCAUAUGAUACGAGUUUCUUGAAAUUAUAAUUUUAAGGAAAUGUGAGCCAAGGCAUGUACAUAUACAAAACUAAGUCCUCUAUGCACGAUUUCUUUUACAUUUAUUACGAACCUGUAACAUAAAAUCGACAAAAAAAAAUCAUCCAUCUAAACCUUUGCUUGCUAAUUAACUUUCGGGUUACCACAGUUUACGAAAGUUUACCGAUCGUGACCUUAAGAAACAAUCAACACAGAAUCAUUGAGCACGUAACAAAUAUGUGAGAUGAUAGAGAUGCAAUAGAGGAGUAUAAUUUGUACGCAAGACGCACGUUUUGACUACAUAAGACUCGAAUCAAAGAAGUCAGAAGGCCAUAAGUCAAUGUGUAUGUUACUUCAUCAUUUUAAUAUCGUUAAUACUUUUAGAUUGAACAUUUGAAACCUGUCUUAUAGUCAAAAGUUUGUCAAAUGAUUUGCACACUAAAAUAAGAAUCAAUACUGUCCUGCAUGCGUUAUUGAAUUCAUACAUUUUAAAAAAGAAGAGUUGUUGAAACAUAAGAAAUAGUCAUCAAACAAUUAAUACUUUGAUCUUCAGCUUACUUGCAGAAAGCUUUUGUCAAUUUAUAUAUCUGUUAUGUUUCUAUUGUCGUUUUUAUAUUACUAUACUAAUAAAUGUUUAUGUUUAAAAGUUUA
Messenger RNA from Mytilus californianus (California mussel), 4341 nucleotides. Its product is annotated as von Willebrand factor D and EGF domain-containing protein-like. Lineage: Eukaryota; Metazoa; Mollusca; Bivalvia; Mytilida; Mytilidae. The record is from RefSeq and is a predicted model, not a curated record. The transcript has 19 exons. Bases 11 to 3529 code for a protein of 1172 amino acids.